This is a messenger RNA of Aureobasidium melanogenum CBS 110374, 516 nucleotides long. RefSeq lists its product as uncharacterized. NCBI's taxonomy places the organism in Eukaryota, Fungi, Ascomycota, Dothideomycetes, Dothideales, Saccotheciaceae. Gene Ontology annotation, molecular function: zinc ion binding. The annotation marks the transcript as partial. The transcript is spliced from 2 exons. The record is from RefSeq and is a predicted model, not a curated record.
UCACCCGCUCCUGUCUCAUCUGCAUCCAUGAGCCAUCACGACAUGGCUCUCGCAUCUCUCACUCAUGCAAACAACGUCCAAGACAUUCAUGAGGUCAGACAGGCAAUCACGCGUGGCUUCUACCAUGUCCGAGACUGGAACAGACUUCAACCUGGUUGGACUCCCCAUGACAGUAACCUCGUGUGCAAGCAUACCAGUCCUUGGAGAGACUUCCGUGGCCAGGGGGUUCCACCACUAGAACCUAUCCAUUACAAGAAAAUGUUCGGACAAGAAGGUGUCCUUCUCUGUGAAGACGGCAGAUCUGGAGCUCGAUGCCGUGUCUGGUUGCCUUGCGUCUUGCACUGCCACAAGUGCGAUACCUACAUCUGCAAGCAAUGCUCCGAAGAGCACCACCGGCCAGAAGUCAACGCAAAGCACCGUUUGAAGCCCGCCAGAAGCAGAAGACACGCAAAGCGUGCUCACAAGCGUGAGACUUGGGAUAUGGUGCAGAAGUUCUCUGGACAGAAGUUGUCGUAG